AAGAGACUCAUACAAAAGAAUUAGAGUAGAGAGAGAGAGACAUAAUGAGACGUCAACCACCACGUACACGUAACUCACCACCGCAAUCUCACUCAUCUCCGUCGUCAUCUUCAUCGGAAUUCGAAUUCAACAUCUCAAUCUCGCCGCGAAAAGCUUCUUCUUCUCUUUGUCCCGCCGAUGAACUCUUCUACAAAGGCCAGCUUCUUCCUCUCCAGCUCUCUCCUCGUCUUUCUCUAGUCCGUACACUCUGUUCUUCUUCUUCUUCCUCAGAGUACACUUCAUCUUCCUCCUCCUCAGCCGCAACCUCCGCCGCACGUGACUCCACUGAAUCUAACUCCUCCACUGAUUCCACCGCUUCUUUCCCUCUCCUCCACCCUCCUCCGCUUGAUUGUUGUGACUCUUCUCGUCCUAGCUCUGUAACUGACGAUGAAGAUUUCUUCUUUAAACCUCCAAAGAACAAAUCUUUAAGUAGUGGUUUCUCUCUCUCUAGAUUCUCCUCUGUUUUCAAGAAAGACCCCAAAACCAAUCUCCAUUCAUCCUCCUCCGCCGCAACCGCCGCAGCUCCGUCGUCGGUUAAGAGAAUGAGCUCAACAGCGAAAGAAGUUAUACGCAAAUACAUGAAAAAGGUCAAACCUUUAUACGACAAGUUAUCUCAAAAACAGAGCUCCACUAUAAAAACAGAGUCGUCAUUAUUAUCUCUCAAAGAUUCCGGCAACAACAUACGUAGAACCACCACCACAACCACCACGACAACCACCGUCACAGCCGCUCCAACCGUUGUCUCUUCCGGUAAUGGUUUAUCUAUCUCUUUCUCCGGAAACCUAAUGAAAUACACAAAACGAGGACGAUGCGCGGCGAGUUGUCCGUCAUCGAUGAGGUCAUCUCCGAAUCACUCCGGCGUACUGACACGUGGCGGUUUCCCGGGUCAUCAAGGAGCUAGCAGCAGCAACAAUAACAGUGUGUCUUCUUCAAUGGAAGAGUUACAAAGUGCUAUUCAAGGAGCUAUUGCUCAUUGCAAGAACUCAAUGUUACAGAAGAAUUUGGUUAGUAGUCUCGAGAUCUAGCUUAUAUCUUUUGGUUCCAUUUUAUCAUGUUUUUUUUUUAUGUCUUGAUUUUUCUAGUCAUUUUUAAAGUUUGAUCUACUUUUUUGUUUUAGUGUGAUUCAAACAUUCGAUUUAAUUAACGAUGUUAUUGGUUGUUUUAUAAUUUGUUUGGUUAACUUAACUCAUAAUAAGACAUUGUAGUUUGGUGAAUCAUUUGAAGAAGAUUCAUCUUAAAUAUAUCAAAAUUUUAGUA
Molecule: messenger RNA, 1296 nt
Organism: Arabidopsis arenosa
Lineage: Eukaryota; Viridiplantae; Streptophyta; Magnoliopsida; Brassicales; Brassicaceae
Source: the annotation of a GenBank genome assembly